Molecule: messenger RNA, 1638 nt
Organism: Mycotypha africana
Lineage: Eukaryota; Fungi; Mucoromycota; Mucoromycetes; Mucorales; Mycotyphaceae
Product: Mur ligase
Exons: 1
Coding region: 156-1523 (455 amino acids)
Biological process (GO): folic acid-containing compound biosynthetic process
Cellular component (GO): cytoplasm; mitochondrion; cytosol
Molecular function (GO): tetrahydrofolylpolyglutamate synthase activity; ATP binding; dihydrofolate synthase activity
Source: RefSeq, a predicted model, not a curated record
CAGCAACCUAUUUAUUUCGUUUAUUCUAAAUUUCCUUUUCUCUAUCAGAUAGCUAUUGAUUACUGAGUUUUGCUUCGUUUCUUUGUUUUUUGCCUUUGUCAGCUGCCUUUUCAUCCGCCUUUACAACCGCACUGAUACCAAAAGAAUCAACAUUUAUGAAUUUUGGACUCGAGAGAAUACACAGUUUAUUGGAAGCCCUUGAUCGACCAGACGAGCGUACACAAAUUAUUCAUGUGGCCGGAACCAAUGGCAAGGGAUCUGUUUGUGCCUACAUCUCUACUGUUUUGCGUACGUGUGGCUAUUCCGUUGGACGCUUCAACUCACCUCACCUUAUUGAACCUCGCGACAGUAUUAAUGUGAACGGGGAACCAAUUAGUCAAACACUGUACGACAAAGCUUUUGCACAUGUUCACGAACUUAAUACGUCCCAUGCUAUCGGUGCUUCUUCCUUUGAAUGUCUGGUAGGAGCGGCCUUUUACGUUUUCGAUCAAGCCCAUUUAGACUUUGUGGUACUCGAAGUGGGCCUCGGCGGUUUGUUGGAUGCCACUAAUGCAGUGCGACAUCCUGUUAUGACAAUUAUCACUGCGAUAGGAAUGGAUCAUGCUCAUAUAUUAGGCCAUACAUUAAAGGAAAUUGCAAUGGCAAAGGCAGGUAUCAUGAAACCAGGAUGUCCUGUUGUUAUAGCACCUCAACCACCGCAAGAACCAACGACAAAUGACCUUCAUUAUCGCAAUAGUGAUGUACUAUCGACACUGAUACAGCAUGCAAAAGUGACAGGAUCUCCUUGUAAAGUAGUUGAGCCAGCUACAUUUGUUACAAACGAUCCACAUCAAACCAGAGAGAAGCAGGGGGAAAAAAUUGAUAUUCAACAUCAAUCUCUUUGCGAAUUAGAAAUUCAUGAAGACGAUAUACAUUAUACAUAUCCCAUUCGGCUGAUAGGUGACUAUCAACGCAUGAACUCUGCUACAGCUGUCGUGGCUUUAGAUUGGCUCAAAAGGCUCAAUAAAAUCAGUAUGAGUACAGAACAACUAACGACGGGCAUGAAAGAAACGCGAUGGCCUGGUCGGUUGGAAUGGCUCACCGAAGACGAUUAUCCAACAAUAUUUUCCCGGCACCGAAUCAGGCGCAUAUUGGUGGACGGUGCACAUAACCCACCCGCCACUUUUGAAUUACGUAAAUACAUAAAUAGUCUAAAACCACAGCUUAAACGCGUCAUUUGGAUUUUGGGAUGUACUCAAGGCAAAGAUGUCGCGAGGAUGUGCCAAGUAUUAUUGGCUAAUGAAGAUAUAGUAUACACAUGUUCAUUUACUCAGCCAGAUGGUAUGCCCUGGAUUCAGUGCAUUCCACCUGCGGAUAUGAUUCAACAAAUCAAAGCACAGCAACAGCAGGUGAGUCAUAUAGAAGGCUUUGCAAAUUUAGAAGAUGCAUUGAAAAAAGCUGGCUUGAAUUGCGGUGAGAAUGAUUUGAUCGUUCUUUGUGGGUCACUUUAUUUGGUAGCUGAUCUGUAUCGAAUUUUGUUAUAAAUAAUUCCGCUUGAUAUUUGUAUUUAUGCUUAUUUAAGAGUAUCAUAAUUAAAUGCAAUGGCCCCGAAUAGUAGGUUGAACAGAAACCGAUGACGACGAUUUUCGGUUGUAUGCG